Molecule: messenger RNA, 912 nt
Organism: Emiliania huxleyi CCMP1516
Lineage: Eukaryota; Haptophyta; Isochrysidales; Noelaerhabdaceae
Exons: 3
Coding region: 45-842 (265 amino acids)
Source: RefSeq, a predicted model, not a curated record
UGGUUCUUCGCGCGAGUAAGAAAGAAAGCAGACACAAGGGAGGGAUGGGAGCCGGAGACUUCAUUGAAUUCUUCUCGUCAGCGCUCUCGCCUCUGGGCUCGGCUGCGGCGGGUGGAGCAGGCGGUUCAAGGCUUGCCGUCGGAGAAGAGGGCGGCGCUGGAGGCACGUCCUCCCAGGACGGUCCAGUACGCGAGCGCAGAGCGAGCCAGGAAAGGAGCGGCCCCGAUUACGAUGAAUCCGAUGGUUAUGGGGCCCAUGAUGGCCAACUCGGGCGGCCUCGACUUUCUCGACGACUUUCUCGGGCUAUUCGACACCGAAUGGCCCUUCCUGCUCGCCAUCGUCGUGUGCUCCUUCUCCUUUCUCGGGCUGACCAUCUCCUCUCUCAUCCUCACCGUGUCGUUUGUACCGACACACUGGUCCAUGAAGGUCAUCUGGACCUGCUCGCUGCUCGCGCUGGUGGCCUCCGGGAUCUUCCUGGUCGAGCCACGCCCCUCGCACUGGCUCGCCACAUUUGGGCAGGUGCGCCACUUCCUGUGGCGCGCGUCGGGCGGGGAGCUUCGACGCCGCCUCCGCCGCUGGUGGCGCUGGCGGAAAAAGUAUGCCAUGAAGACAAAGCUGAACGUGUGAGAGAGGCCGCUCCUCUCCCUCCGUCUGCACACCGCACGCUUUCGUACAGUGUGGUCUCAGGCAUCGAGUCUCGCCAUGUACACGGUAGUCCCCAGCCUCCUCCACUGCAUAUCCCUGGAACAGUGGAGCGGCUCAAGCGUCACACCCUGUCGAGGCUCGAGCGUCGUCUCAGGAGACUCAGCCCUCAGCGGCCCCGCCCCUCGCCUGUGUUAUGAAUCUGUGGUUCUCUCUCCAUUCUCUAUAUCCCCUCGUAGCUCGUUUUCGUUCUUAUCUCAGCUAUAACUA